AUGGCAGGCGGUCACACUUGCUUCAACUCGCAAGUAUAUAUUGAUUCAAACGGAGCAUUACUGGGAGUUCAUCGAAAGCUUCAACCCACAUAUGUGGAAAGAGUCGUGUGGGCGCAAGGUGGCGGAUAUACUCUUCGCACUUUUGAUUCUUCCAUGGGGAAAGUGGGAGGAUUGGCCUGUUGGGAGCAUACAAUGAAUCUUGCUCGUCAAGCACUUGUCUCCGAGGGCGAACAAAUUCAUGCCGCUGCCUGGCCAGCCCUAUCAACUAUGGCAGGUUUUACUGAUCUGGCAGAUAUCCAGAUUGACGCAAUGAUGAAGAACCAUGCAAUUACAGGACAGUGCUUUGUGAUCAGUGCGUCUAAUUGGAUUGAUGAUGACUGCUUGCAAUGGAUGGAGAAGAAUAUUGGCAAGCAAGAUCUGGUCAAAGGAGGCGGAGGCUGGAGCUCCAUCAUCGCCCCAUUUUGUAAUUAUGUUGCUGGACCUAAAGUCGGCAAAGGUGAUGAAUUCGUUACUGGAACUAUUGACCUAACGCAAAUUGCCACAGUCAAAAUAUGGGUUGAUUCUCGAGGGCAUUAUGCACGCCCUGAGGUGUUGCAGUGUAAGGUAGAUUACAAACAAAUUUGGCCUGAUGAGGAUAAGAUUGUGGCCCGUACAGAGACUCCGAAGCGGACACCAGAUAGUAGACUGCAGGACGACGUGGUCAAAGGAGAUAAUAUCUAA
Messenger RNA from Didymodactylos carnosus, 720 nucleotides. The record is from the annotation of a GenBank genome assembly. Lineage: Eukaryota; Metazoa; Rotifera; Eurotatoria; Philodinida; Philodinidae.